Molecule: messenger RNA, 2008 nt
Organism: Clupea harengus (Atlantic herring)
Lineage: Eukaryota; Metazoa; Chordata; Actinopteri; Clupeiformes; Clupeidae
Gene: rmp24
Product: ribonuclease MRP subunit p24
Source: RefSeq, a predicted model, not a curated record
CACAAAAAACUCCUCACAUUUUCAGUGGGCCAGAGCUAUGAAGUGUUUAAAAUGUUAAAAUGCAAUACACUCCAAACACAUUCAUAUAUAGCCCUCAGAUAGACCUAAGUUGCCCAAGACCACUUUACGUUCGUAGGACUACGUAUCCCAGAGUGCACAAGUUUUGUCGUGAAGGACUGUGGGUAGCGCGCACACAUGUGCAGCAAAUGUAGUCGCUCCUGACCAGGAUUUGUUUGCUAGAAAAUUAACACACUUUGUAUGUUUUAUUGGCUAAUAGGUUAAUAGGUGUGUACAAUACGAAUGUCUCGUAAUCUAUUGUUUCAUUAUUGAUAUUUCAAAUCUACUGUGAAAAAGGUACCUGAACGGUAGGAGAAAAUUGCCUUACUAGCCAGCCGGCUAACAUAUCACCACGUACUUCACACACGUCUCCGACUAAUUCGAGCAUGGAUAAAGAUUCGUUUUUGAAAAAAGCUUCUCUACUUUAUAAAGAUAGCUGCCCGGAACUGUCUCGAUUUCUCAUGCAAACCCAGCAGAUGAAUGGAUCUAAAUCGUCUAGCUGUGUCGAGAAGCUGUGUCCGUUCUGCUUCCAGUGGCGGGAGCCGGACAACCACCGGGUGCGGCUGCGGCCCAAACGCAGACCGUCGGCCCACCUGCAGAGGCUGCUGGGGAGGGAAGCCAAGGGUCGCAAACUCAGGCUGGAGGAGAGCGAUGCCCUCUGCAGGUUCAGGAGGUCCUCCAGCUGUCUGAUGGCCACCUGUCACACCUGCAAUAAGACAUCCAGAACAUGUGGACCAAACAGAGACUUUCUCACAGGUCUGGUGAAGAACCCAAGCACCCCGAGAAACGCAGGCAAGCGCAAGAACCCACAGUCCACCAGUAAAGGAAGUAUGUCUACUCCGAGCUCAGCUUCCAGUCAGAAAUCCCCUUUUAGCACACCAAGGACGGUGUCCUCUGACUCCACCAGUUCAUCAAAGUCGUCCAGCGUGAAGAAGUCGGCUUUCUCUCGGCUCAAGAAGCUGUUGUCGCUGGAAGACAGCCCCAAGACUAAGAAGGGGGGUCUGAAGGAUUUCCUGUCAGCACUCUGAAGAGGCGGCUGCAUCUGCCAUACGAGUUGGCACCUUAUUGACAGGCUCAAGCUUAUUUAGAACACCUCUUGCACAUCACGCCAUAAGGACAGAUGGUGGAGAAUAUAGUGAGCUGGGCUGAAUGGGAGAGAUGUGGUCACCUAUGUAAUUAGUGCAACAUUGUUUGUAAGGCUCAUGUACUGUUCUAUCACCCAGGCCCGUGUUGGGGCUAAGGGUAAUGCUAACAUGGCCCACCUCCUCCGGCCUCACACAGAGAGCGUUCUGGGCUCUGCAGGCCCUGGUGUGCCACAAUUUGGCCUCCUUUCUCUUGUCACUUUUGAUCAGAGUUGGUUGGUUGCUUUCCAUACCUGUGCUAUCAAAUUAGCGUAAAAACCCUGAAUUACAAUAAGAUAUAUAGAUAUAUAUAUAAUUUUUUCUUACUCUACAUUAUGUUUUCUAAUGUGAAGUUGUCUUCACAAAUGAUGGUUCAGUUUACUUGUCUCCUGUCUUGCUGUCAUGUUUAUCUAUGAUGUUAAAGGAUCCCUUUUUUUUUUACCUCACUUUUGAGAGUGAAAAAAUCAUGGGAAAUACUAAUGGCGGUGUAUUUAUUGUUCUGUUAUUAAGAUCACAGUGCCACUCUUUCCUAAUAAUCACAAAAUAAUCAUACUAGUCAGCGCUAGUAUCAUGGAAAAGGGAAGGCGCUGAAAAUGUUUACAUGCAACUAUGCAAGUUUUUUUUUUUAAGUGAAGACCAAAGUCAAGCAUUUCUGUGGUUGAUACUUUGGCAAAAAGAAUCCUUUUCUGCCUUUUAUCAUACGUAAUGGAUUUAAGUAGCAAUGAAAACUCCAAUGUCGUCAGUGAUAUUUCAUUUUGUAGAACUUUGGAUCACAUUUAGCCAUUUCACCCCAUUUUGAAUGUAUUCAGAAAAUAAAAUAUUUUUUGUCA